CUUCCCCGCAGCUCCGUAGCCAGCAGCGAUCCCUUUGAUGAGAGCUGCCCUCUGCGGCCGUGGAGAGCAACAGCAUGACUCGGACCUGCCGGUGCUAAGCUCUCCCGGUGGCCAAGCCUCCCUCAACGCCUUCCCAGCUUUCCCCACCGAAGUCCGCCGGAACGACGCCCUGCGCCAAACCGCCUCACGUCUGAUAUAAUCAGUGCUUUAUCUCAUGCCACUUUGACCCGUUGUUUCUCUCUCUCUCUCUUUCUACCUUUUUUCUUUCCCUGAUUUCCCUCCUCUUUACUUCCCUCCCCGGCGCCCUUCCCGGCGUCUUUCCCGGCGCACCCGUCCUCUGCCUUCCGCCGACCGCUGUCUCGCAAGAUGUUGCAGCAACUUUCGCGCGCUGCGCGUAUAAUCCUCGUCGGUGCGCCGGGCGCGGGCAAGGGUACGCAGACCGAACGCCUCAUCCGGCGCUUUCCCCAGCUAUCCUCCAUCAGUUCUGGUGACCUGCUGCGUAGCAAUGUUCGCAGUCGCACCCCGCUAGGCAUCCAAGCCGAGGCCAAAAUGAAGACUGGUGCACUGCUCCCGGACACAAUGAUGGUCCGAUUGAUUAUCAAUGAGCUCAACCUGCGCGGUUGGCUCGUGCCUGAUACCAUCAUGCCGUAUACCGUCAAUUUUACCGCUCCCGGCGCUGAGAGCCUGCUGGAGAGCGUCGACGACGUCUUCAUCCCUUCGCCGUUCCGCACUUCCAAGUACAACUACUCGGAGUCGCCCUCGGCCUCUUUUAUCCUCGACGGAUUCCCGCGCACUGCGGCGCAGGCAAAACAAAUCGACGAGAUAGUACCUAUCAACCUCGUGGUCAACAUCAAGACGCCUACGGAUGUCAUUCUCGACCGUAUCUGCAACAGAUGGGUCCAUGAGCCAUCAGGGCGCGUGUACAACACGACGUUCAAUGCACCAAGAGUGGCUGGUAUCGAUGACAUCACGGGCGAGCCGUUAGUGCAGAGGGCCGACGACAGCCCGGAGGUGUGGACGGCACGACUGAAGAAAUUCGAAGAGACGAGUGCUCCUCUGCUGGAGCAUUACGACAAGAAGUCCGUGCUAUGGACUGUCAACGGAAACAGCAGCGACGAGAUCAGCCCGCGGUUGUUCGACGAGUUUGCCCGCAGAUUUGCGCACUAGAAAGAAAUAUUGGCGUUUGGGACAGGGUUUCUGGAGUUUCAUACACGAUGCGCAAGGCCAAGGCCACGCAGGUCGCUUUGCCGUUAUUGUUUUCAACAUUUCCCCUCCCCCUAGUAGACGGGGAGGUUUCACCGAAUAUGACGAGUUCUACGUUCUUUCUGUAUCUAGCUGUGACAAUGGACAUAUAAAUGCUCUAAAUAGCCAUUUCCACCG
Messenger RNA from Aplosporella prunicola CBS 121167, 1380 nucleotides. RefSeq lists its product as uncharacterized. The record is from RefSeq and is a predicted model, not a curated record. Lineage: Eukaryota; Fungi; Ascomycota; Dothideomycetes; Botryosphaeriales; Aplosporellaceae. Bases 367 to 1167 code for a protein of 266 amino acids. Gene Ontology annotation, cellular component: mitochondrion; cytoplasm. The transcript is spliced from 2 exons. Gene Ontology annotation, biological process: nucleobase-containing compound metabolic process. Gene Ontology annotation, molecular function: ATP binding; AMP kinase activity.